This is a messenger RNA of Pteropus alecto (black flying fox), 2529 nucleotides long. RefSeq names its product forkhead box C2 (gene FOXC2). The transcript has 2 exons. The record is from RefSeq and is a predicted model, not a curated record. Gene Ontology annotation, biological process: regulation of transcription by RNA polymerase II; anatomical structure morphogenesis; cell differentiation. Gene Ontology annotation, molecular function: RNA polymerase II cis-regulatory region sequence-specific DNA binding; DNA-binding transcription factor activity, RNA polymerase II-specific. Lineage: Eukaryota; Metazoa; Chordata; Mammalia; Chiroptera; Pteropodidae. The coding region runs from base 640 to 1656 and encodes 338 amino acids.
CUCCCUGAUUGGUGACAACUCCCCACAGUUGCAGCGUUAUUGGUCCAAAGUUCCCGGAGGGGGCGUGGCAGGAGGAAAGUAAAAACUCGCUUUCAGCAAGAAGACUUUUGAAACUUUUCCCAAUCCCUAAAAGGGACUUUGCUUCUUUUUCCGGGCUCGGCAGGGCAACCAGUCUGGACCCCGGCUCGCUGACCCUCACGGCUACCGAUUUGCUGGGGGUUUGGAGAGCCGCCUUCCCCCUCCUGGCACCGACUGGGGGCCCAGCCUUGGUCCACCCCGCGCGUGGCGUAUCCGCUGCGUCCCCCACCGCCCGCCCGGGCUGCCACCCGCCGGGUCCCGAGAGCGAGCGAGCGAACGAGCAGGGCCCGGCGCUGCGCUCGCCCUGGGCGCGCCCUCCAGGAUGCUGAUCCGCCCAGUCCGCUGAAAACGAGCGCCCCUUCUCCUCCCGAAGGCGGGCGCCCAGCGCCGGCGCCUCCUCCACCUCGUCCCCGAGGCUUCCAGGCGCCCCGGGCUCCCCCCGCCGGCUCCCUUCCUCUCUUGCGCGCGCUCUCUCGCUCGCUCUCUCUCCCUCUCUUGCUCUCGCAGGGCCUUCCUUACGGUCCGUGCGCGAAGGCGGUGACGAGCCGUCUCGGACGCAGCAUGCAGGCACGCUACUCUGUGUCCGACCCCAACGCCCUGGGAGUGGUGCCCUAUUUGAGCGAGCAGAAUUACUACCGGGCAGCGGGCAGCUACGGCGGCAUGGCCAGCCCCAUGGGCGUCUAUUCGGGCCACCCAGAGCAGUACGGCGCAGGCAUGGGCCGCUCCUACGCGCCCUACCACCACCACCAGCCCGCGGCGCCCAAGGACCUGGUAAAGCCGCCCUACAGCUACAUCGCGCUCAUAACCAUGGCGAUCCAGAACGCACCCGAGAAGAAGAUCACCCUGAACGGCAUCUACCAGUUCAUCAUGGACCGCUUCCCCUUCUACCGAGAGAACAAGCAGGGCUGGCAGAACAGCAUCCGCCACAACCUCUCGCUCAACGAAUGCUUCGUCAAGGUGCCCCGCGACGACAAGAAACCUGGCAAGGGCAGCUACUGGACCCUGGACCCGGACUCCUACAACAUGUUUGAGAACGGCAGCUUCCUGCGGCGCCGGCGGCGCUUCAAGAAGAAGGAUGUGCCCAAGGAGAAGGAGGAGCGGGCCCACCUUAAGGAGCCGCCCCCGGCGGCGUCCAAGGGCGCCCCGGCCGGGCCCCCCCUAGCGGACGCCCCCAAGGAGGCCGAGAAGAAGGUGGUAAUCAAGAGCGAGGCGGCGUCGCCGGCGCUGCCGGUCAUCACCAAGGUGGAGACGCUGAGCCCCGAGAGCGCGUCAACGCCGCCGCCGGCUCCCCAGCCUCAGCCCGCGCCUCAGCCCGGGGCCGCCGCGGCCCAGGCGGCCUCCUGGUAUCUCAACCACAGCGGCGACCUGAACCAUCUCCCGGGCCACACGUUCGCGGCCCAGCAGCAGACUUUCCCCAAUGUCCGGGAAAUGUUCAACUCUCACCGGCUGGGGAUUGAGAACUCGGCCCUCGGGGAACCCCAGGUGAGCGGUAACGCGAGCUGUCAGCUACCUUACAGAUCUACGCCGUCCCUCUAUCGUCACGCCGCUCCCUAUUCCUACGACUGCACGAAAUACUGACCGGCUGCGGCCGCUCUGGCUUCGCCUCCCCUACGCGACCCUCUCAGACAGUCAGGCUGCAGAGAAGCAAAAAGAACCAAAACACGUCCACCAGCUUUUUCUCUGACCCGGGAGCAGAGCGCGCGCGCGCCGGCCUCAGCCCUCUGGGAAGCUGCAGGUAACUUUAAUUCGCCGCCCCGUUUCUGAGAUUCCCAAGAAGCCCCUAUGAAGGGAGGCAGCCCAACAAAUGAAUAUUGAUUUUAAAAUCCCCUUCCCUACCAGGAUGUCUGUGCUCUCUGCUCCACUCGGGGUUUCCAAAAUUAAGUUAUGGACCAAAUCCCAUAGCGACCCAGUAAUGACUCUCUGUAGAGACCCCCAUAGGUUCAUAGGUUUAUGGGGUUCUCUAUAGAUUUUGUAUGUGCUGUGUGUAAUUUUAAAUUUCUCUAACCGUGCUGUACAAAUGUAUGGAUUUGUAAUCAGGCUAUUUUUUUGUUGUUGUUCAGAGCCAUUAAUAUAAUAUUUAAAGUUGAGUUCACUGGAUAAUUUUUUCAUUUUGCCCAACCAUUGCUAACUGCCAAAUUGAACACUCAAAAAAAUCUAUGUGGGGUUUUCCCCCCUGUACAAUUAUGAGAUAUAAUUCUUCUCCCAGUUGUAGGUCUUUCACAAAACAAGAAAAUAAUUUAUUUUUUGUUGGUGGUGGUGGAGAAAGAAGUCAAGUAUCUGAAUCUUUUUAUUUACAAAGUGUGAUGGUUUUGUAUAGUAGAUUCCUCCCUGAGCAUUCCUAAAAGAAAAAAAAAAACUUAAAAUUUUUUAACUUCACCUGUGUUUGUCUUAUGUGGUCUUAAUUGUUGUACUUACCUUAAAAUAAACCCAUGUUGUUUUUCCGCCCAAAAA